Engraulis encrasicolus (European anchovy) is the source of this 2163-nucleotide messenger RNA. It is a transcript of the gene lin7a, whose product is annotated as lin-7 homolog A (C. elegans). Bases 55 to 717 code for a protein of 220 amino acids. Gene Ontology annotation, molecular function: L27 domain binding. Lineage: Eukaryota; Metazoa; Chordata; Actinopteri; Clupeiformes; Engraulidae. The record is from RefSeq and is a predicted model, not a curated record. Gene Ontology annotation, cellular component: MPP7-DLG1-LIN7 complex; basolateral plasma membrane; synapse. The transcript is spliced from 6 exons. Gene Ontology annotation, biological process: maintenance of epithelial cell apical/basal polarity; neurotransmitter secretion; protein localization to basolateral plasma membrane.
GUGAAACGUCUGAUGCUGCAGCCCCACUAGUCGCUCUCCUCGUCCACAGCAGACAUGGCGACAGUGGUCCAACCGCUCACUUUGGAGCGCGACGUGGCGAGGGCCAUUGAGCUGCUGGAGAAGCUUCAGGAGUCAGGAGACGUCCCGGGCCACAAACUCCAGUCUCUCAAGAAGGUGCUGCAGAGCGAGUUCUGUACGGCCAUCAGAGAGGUGUAUCAGUAUAUGCACGAAACAAUUACGGUGAAUGGCUGUCCUGAAUACCAGGCACGGGCUACUGCAAAGGCGACGGUGGCGGCGUUUGCGGCCAGCGAGGGCCACUCGCACCCGCGGGUGGUGGAGCUCCCCAAGACGGAGGAGGGUCUGGGCUUCAACGUGAUGGGGGGCAAGGAGCAGAACUCCCCCAUCUACAUCUCGCGCAUCAUCCCCGGGGGCGUAGCGGAGAGGCACGGCGGGCUCAAGAGAGGGGACCAGCUACUCUCUGUCAAUGGAGUGAGCGUGGAAGGUGAGCACCACGAGAAGGCGGUGGAGCUGCUGAAGGCGGCGAAGGACAGCGUGAAGCUGGUGGUGCGCUACACGCCCAAGGUCCUGGAGGAGAUGGAGGCGCGCUUCGAGAAGCUCCGCACCGCCCGCCGCCGCCAGCAGCAGCAGCUGCUCAUCCAGCAGCAGCAGCAGCAGCAGAGCCAGUCCUCCUCCACCCAGCACAACCACAUGUCGUAAGGUUGUUUCAGAAGAAGAAAUGAGAAGAAACAGAGAAAGAGAGAGAGAGAGUUUAACUUCAGUCGAGGCAGGAAGGAAGAAGGCUGCCAGCCUUCUCGAACCGCCAGAGGACAUGAUACACCAACAACCAGACCCAGAAACCAGUAAUCGAAAUCAGGACCCAGAGCCAAAACUAGAAAUCCACUCUUGACUACCACUCGGACUAAAAACCCAGACCCGGCAGACAUAUAAAAUGAUUUUCAAUUUUCGGCCAAUGACUACUUUUUCCUCAACCCUUCUUGCAGUAGUACAUAUGCAGCCAGAGGAUAUGAUACACCAAGCUAACCCAGAAACCAGACUCCCUCGGACACAAGACCCAGACCCAGAAGAUCCAAGAGACAUAAACAAUAGUUUCCAUUUUUUUUCAGCCAACGAACAGACUUUUACCCACACUCAACUUACUACAGUAGUCAUCGACAGUCUGACAGACAGACAUACAGACAGACAGACAGACAUACAGACAGACAGACAGACAGACAGACAGACAGACAGACAAACAGACAGACAGACAGACAGUCAUACAGGCGUUCAUCAAGUUGUAUUCAGUAUAAAACAAAACAGAAAAAUAAUCGAACAGUGAUGUUUGUCCUGCAAUGUAAUGCACAGGUGCUUUGAAAAAUGUGCGCAGCAAUGUGUCUGUACGUUCAGACCGAACACGGUGAAAGUAUGAAAUGAAGCUGAAAUGAAGAAUUUUGUAUUAGAUACAGUAUGACAAACAAACGCACACUGAGAGUUAGAGAUGAGUUUUUGGACAUCGACAGUAUAGCACCAGAAAGCUGAAUUUCAGUUGAGUUUGUUGCAAUGCAUGGUAAUUUGUUGGCAUCUAAUCAAUGAAUAACCCAAUCAUUGCUGCUUUUAGUCAAGUCAACUCAAGUCGAGUCAGCUUUUAUUGUCACUUUCUUCAUAUGCACAAGACAUACAAGGGAAAUGAAAUUACGUUUUCUCUCUAUACCAUGCCAGGACAAGACAUAUUCAAGACUGACAUUUUACAGACUGACAUAAAGUGCAAGACAUGACAGGUAACAGUGAUGGAUUGGUAACAAGUGGUCAUUUUAGUGCUAUAGUGCCUAACAGAUUGUGUUGGGCUCGUUCAGCUGCUCUCGUGCUUUUACCAUGUUUGGUCUGUACAUAGUACAGUACAGUAAGAAGCAAAAUAGCACUACGUAUAUGGGUCAGUUUUUAGAAAGCUUUCCUUUUUUGAGUUGUCCUCUCUGGUAGUUUUGAAUUCUGGCCCUUUUAUUGCUUAAGGGGAAGUUCUGUCGUGAAGUUUUUGUGACACUUGUAUUUCCUUUGUCCUUCUUUCUCUGAAUUAUUUGACCCAGUGUGUGGACUAAGUUGACUUUUGUUUCUUCUUUCUCCUUUGUGAUUUUUUUUGCCACAGCUUUUUAACAGUGACAGUUUUUAAAC